Molecule: messenger RNA, 810 nt
Organism: Fonsecaea multimorphosa CBS 102226
Lineage: Eukaryota; Fungi; Ascomycota; Eurotiomycetes; Chaetothyriales; Herpotrichiellaceae
Exons: 1
Coding region: 1-810 (269 amino acids)
Cellular component (GO): cytoplasm
Molecular function (GO): aldehyde-lyase activity
Source: RefSeq, a predicted model, not a curated record
AUGGCUCCCUUUGUCGAAGCUCUGAGAAGCCACGGCCCGUUUCUGGGCACCUUUGUCUCGCUGACCUCGACAUUAUCAGCUGCGAUAGUUGGCGCCUCAGGCUAUGACUGCGUGAUCAUUGACAUGGAGCAUGCCCCCACCUCAGCUCUGGAAGCCACACAUGUUGUCCACACGCUUGGUUCGGCGUCCAAGGGCACCUGUCUGCCUCUGGUCCGGGUGCCGUCCCACGGCGUAGAAUGGAUCAAAUGGGGCCUCGACAGCGGCGCCGCCGGCAUUGUUGUCCCCAUGGUGAACACGGUCGAAGAAGUCCGUCAAAUUGUCCAGAGGGCUCGCUAUCCGCCCCUUGGCCAGCGAAGCUAUGGGCCAGCCUAUGCGCCCUUUGCGGAUCCGGCAUCCGAUCGAUCGGCGGGUCAGUACUUUAACAACACAGCACCAGGACUAGCAGUCUUGCCUAUGAUUGAGUCUGCAACUGGAGUUGAGAACGCGGAUGCCAUUCUCGCAACGGAAGGUGUCAGCGGCGCAUUUGUUGGGCCUUUCGAUCUGCGGUGUUCGCUAGGCCUCCCUGGUGGUGACGGGAAAGAGGAUCGCUUCCUUGAUGCCCUGAAACGGAUCGUCGCAGCGGCCAAGAAGGUCGGCAAGCCUGUUGGUAUCUACACAGGGUCCAAGGAACAGAUGGAGCGCAACUUGAGCCUGGGCUUCGAGUACAUUCUUUAUCAGGGUGAUUCGUCCCUCCUUGCGACAGCGGCCAGGGCUUCUGUGGAGGAAGGAAGAGCAAUCAUUAAGCAGGCAAAACCUUCGUAUACUCGAUGA